Raphanus sativus (radish) is the source of this 1474-nucleotide messenger RNA. RefSeq lists its product as uncharacterized. The transcript is spliced from 4 exons. The record is from RefSeq and is a predicted model, not a curated record. Bases 248 to 1357 code for a protein of 369 amino acids. Lineage: Eukaryota; Viridiplantae; Streptophyta; Magnoliopsida; Brassicales; Brassicaceae.
UUGACCCUUGAGGAUUUAUCCUUUUGUUUUGUGUGUGUCAAAACGGUUAAAUGUUUGACUGAUUUGGUCAUUGUUCCAGCCUCAAUAAGAAAUACGUUUCCUUAAAACUGUUUUUAUGUAUCCAGACGUUCUGGUCAAUACUUAUCAGCCCAUCUGUUCUUAGAAUCUUUCGUCCAUUUCCAUUUGAUUUAUAGACGGAGGAGAAAGAUUAGUAACGGAGGCAGCCAUUGCCCGUGAAGCACAAGCAAUGGAAAAGAAUCAGAAAAAAGGACACAAUAAAAAGGGUUUUCAUCUAAAGAAGCAUAAAAAAGCUGAUCCAAGAGCAACCAACAAAGGAGUGAACGAUGAGAAGCCUGUUCUGUUCCAGUUGGGGAGCAUUGCUAUGGUCAGUGAUUCUCGUCUCAAGGCGGAUCCAGAGAUCACCAACAGCAUACCUGCGUCUCCUACCUCGUCUUCAUCAUCAUCAUCCUUAGGGAACAACAAUGCAAAAGACAGGAAACUAUCCGAGUUACAAAGUUCAUCGAACACACUUGGGUCACAAGUCUCCGGUGUGACUCACGCAUCAUCAGUAGAGCCUGCGCUUCUUUCUUCGCCUUCUGUUCAGUUGAUGGAUAGAGAAGGAUCUGACCUACUACCUCAGAGAAAAUCUUUGCCGGUCUUGGAGAGAAACCUGAGCGCGGUCUCGAAUGAUUCUCUGUUUAGUCUCAGCAUAGGUGAUAACACAAUAUCGAGGGAUGAGUUGUUUAGCUACCGUGACUUCAAAGCUGGAGAGCUUUUGAAAUCUGGUGAGCUGUUGGCUUUCUGCCCUUCUGUCAAUGUUACUGUUGACUCUUCUGAUGUUGGUAAGAGCUUUGAUUUGGAGGACAAAGCGACUGAGUUGUUAGGAAGUGACAGUGAUGAUGAUAAGUCGUCGAACUCGGAAGUAUCGUGGAGGAACCUUGGAGAUAACUCGGACGAAGCACCAAGCAGCACGCAGUCAGUUUCAUCUCCAAUAACAAAAAAGAGCAAGAAGAAAAAGAAGGUGAAGAAGAAAAAGACAACGCAGCAUCAGCACAAGCAGAAGAAGAGAUGUUCUUGGUUGUGUUGCAAGGACACUGGACCGUGCUUCUCUUGUUGCAAAUGGCCAAGUUGUAAUGAUGAUGACCUCUCUUGCUGCAAGCGGCUAAAAUAUUGUUUGUGUUGCUGCGGAUUGCCCCAAUGCUGCUUCUCUUCUUGUAGCAGGUUCUUCUGCUGCUGCUGUUCCAGUUCUUCAAAGAAGUUGAUAAAUGAUGAGAUGGCUAUGCAGAAACCACAAAAGGCAGAGUCCAAAACAUCUCAUAAGUGGUUCUGUUGCUUUCCUUCUUGUUGUUCUUCUUAGUUUAGAUUACUACCCCCACUCUAUUUUUUUUUCCUGUAGCUAAAGGGAUUAUAAGAAAUUUUAGUUUUUUCAAAUGUAAGGGUUUCUUGUUUAUUGAGACUGAGAACAGUGAUAAGA